Messenger RNA from Saprolegnia parasitica CBS 223.65, 871 nucleotides. RefSeq lists its product as hypothetical. The coding region runs from base 62 to 871 and encodes 269 amino acids. The record is from RefSeq and is a predicted model, not a curated record. The transcript has a single exon. Lineage: Eukaryota; Oomycota; Saprolegniomycetes; Saprolegniales; Saprolegniaceae.
GGAACCUGCGUAACAAGACGGCGCGAGGCCAGAGGCGCGCCACUGCGCUCCAUUUGCAGAGAUGCGGACGUGUGCACAGAUCUCUCUUGGGCUGCUGCUGCUCGCUUCUGUCCAUACGACGGACGGCUCCAUGGCCAUGAACGCAACCGCGGACCACAAUGCGAUUCUGGCCACGCCACCGCCCGCCGACGGCCACACCAUGUCGGUUCCCGCCAUCGUUGGCAUCACCACUGCCGUCGUCGUCGCGCUCUGCUGCGUCAUCUUUAUGGCCGGUGUCUACAUGUCGCGCCGGUGGCGGUCGUCGCCGCACGACGAUACGAGCAAGCACGGCUUUGUGCCAUCGCCUGGCACGGCGUCGGCCCAGGACUUUGAGCAGUACUUUCCCAAGCCAAUCGAGCCCGCGAUGCUGCAAGAGCCGCCGGCGCGCAAGUCGUCGCGCGGCAGCGUCCUCCGAAAGGCGUCCAGCGCGGUGCCACUGGAGCCGUCGAGCACCGAAUGGCAGUCCCCGAUCGAGAGCUCGCGCUACAUGAUGGCCGAUGUGGCACCGCCAAACGCGCUGCAGAGCCUCCGUAGCGCGGGGUGGCAGUCGCCGGUGGAGAGCUCGCGCAGCCUCAUGCUGCUCCAAUCGCAGCGCAUUUACGAGCUCACGGGUGGCGAAGAUGGCAUUUUCGGGUCGCAAAGCCGCAUCCAGGAAGAGAUCGAGAUCCGAGCUGGCACCAUGGACAGCUACACGGUGCGACCGAGCGAGCUGCAAGCCAAGCACGCCGACGCCGCCGAGUGGAUGAGUGCGAUGGACACGUCCCGGUCGAUCUUUGAGACGUUCCGGUCGACGUCGGACAGCGACGGCGAGAGCCGGGACUCGAUCGUGUGA